UCUCUUCUCAUUAUUCUUACACAUUUCUGAGCUUAACUAAAAAAAUAAUAUUGUGUGUGAUAAAUUUUCAUUCUGUGUCUCGAAUAUGGAUCAUCCUCAAACACGUUCUGCAGGUGGUCUUGAGCAAGAUGAACCUGUUGUUGAGAAGAAACCAUCGUAUAUGAAUCGGGUAAAAGCUAAAGCAAGGAAGAUUAGAGAUAGUAUUGGUUCUAAGAUGCAAAAUCACGACCACGAGCUAGACGAAGAAGAUCACUUUGAUCAUGAUGCUCCUGAGAAUGAUCCAGAAAUUCAUGUGGCACCUAAACACGAAUCACCGGCGUUUAAGACUGGUAGCGACAACCUUAACACUGGAGCAACUCCAUCAAAUUUAGCCGAACAUGGAGAUGCAGAGACAACUCGGGAAUAUGGGGAAGCGGGAGUUCCUGGACCAAAGCGGUACUCCAGCGAACACGCAGAAUCUUGCCCAACCGGGUUGAGUUUUGGUGAAAAGACGAAUACAGACCAAACUAAGAGCAAUUUGGGAGUGCCGAGCAGUGUAGAAGAACCUAAGACUGAUCUGGAUGUGACGUCCACACCAUUGGAAGUUGAAAAGGCGGCAGUUAUACGGGAAAUAGAUUCUAGACCGACGUUGGAUUUCGACGAGCCGAGUGUAGAAGUACCAUUGGAGGCUGAAAAGACAGCCGUUGUAUCUGAAUUGAACUCAACUAUACACAGGGUGGAUUCUGAGAAGCCGUAUAAAUGGAACCUUGAGUCCAAUUUGGAAGUAAGUCCAGAAUUGGAGGCUGAAAAGGCAGCUGUCAUAACGGAAAUAAAUUCUUCCAUACCCAGGAUGGUUUCCGAGAAGCCAUAUACAUCAUCAAUGGAGGCCAAUUCGUCAGAAUCCACGCCGUUGGAGGUUGACAAGGAAAAUGUUGCACCAACAUGGAUGGAUUUCGAAAAGGAGAAUGCAGAACAAACUACUGAUCAAUUUGGAAUUGGUGCAUCCGAAAAUCACCAUUCAGAAGUCACUGGUCUUACAGAUGCAGGUGCCAAGGAAGCAGAUGUAGAACCGAUGACGCAGUCAUUUAGGGGAAUUGAUAUCACUGGAGAGCCAGAAUCUGCAUUCACUGGAACACAUCCAACUGCAACCAAUAAAUCAAUCGAUGUAGAGAAUACCGAAGACUUCUAUGAGGCUAAGUCAGAUGACAUGAAUGUGGACGAAGAACCUAUUUACACUGAGAAGAAGCCUUCUGCACCGGCUGCUAUUGCAAAUACUGCAGCAUCAACUAUGAUUGGUACAGCAAUUUCGGCAAAAGAUGCCGUCGCUUCCAAACUUGGGUACAACGGAAAUGACAGUAGUAACACUGUCACAAAGGAUGCAAAGGCGACGGAUACAGAUGGUUCAAGAAGCAUUGAUGAAGAGAAACUGUCGUCGACUGAAAACUUAGCUCCUGUAUAUGAGAAAUUUGGAGGAGCCGGAACUGGUGAUGUGGGCACUGAAAGGGAUACAAGUUCUGUGGCAGGUACAGGUACCGAAGAAGGAGUAGGCUUAGCUACAGAACACAAUACAGGCGGAACAGUGAAGGAUUAUCUCGUAGAAAAGUUAAGUCCUGCUGACGAAGGCAAACCCUUAUUAGAAGUGUUCUCAGAAGUUAUGCAUAAACCAAAAGAAGAGUUUCCAGAGAAAGUCGCUGAGAAUAUGGAUAAAGUAACUGAUUCAGCAGAAGUAACUAAAAGAUUAGGAACUGAUGAGCGUGGUUAUGAAAGAGAUGAAGAAGAGAGUUUUGGAACUGACGGAGGUAGUUUUGGUGGAGGACCUGGAGGUAUGGAGAGCCCUGCUGCGAGUAAGAUGGGGGAACAAGUUAAAGAACACGAUACGGGAGCACCAGGAGUUAUGAAAAUGGAUAACGUAACUGAAUCACCAGAGGUACCUGGAAGACUAGGGACUGAUGAGCGCGGUUAUGAAAGGGACGAUGAUGAUAGUUUUGGAACUGAUGCAAUAAGUACUGGUAGGGGAAUUGAGAGCCCUACAGCAGGUAUGGGAAUGGUUGAUCGAGCUAAGGGAUUGGUUAAUUAUUAUUGGUAUGGAACUGAAACUGAUGUUAAACCUGACGAAAACGAAGCUGUUGUUAAACUUGACGCAGAUGAGGUGCGGAAGGUUGCUGAUGCUGGUGCCGAAAGAAGGAAGAAUGAAAGCCAUGAAACAAGUACCACCGGGGUUGAGGGUCAAAACUGAAAAUCUUAGCUACUUGUUGUGCUGGAGAUAGUAGAGGAUCAUAUUGCCAAGUAUCCUAUGUUUUGAUUUUCUUUUUCUUUCUUUUUUUGUUCUGAAAUCUGCUCAGUGGUGAUUUUAAGUACAUGAUAAGGAAAGUGUAAGUUUAGGCGCAUCGUUUUUAUGUUGUGUGAUUGCUUCUUUGUACUUGUAGAAAUCUAUGUGAAUGAAAAUGCACUUUGUUUUUGCUUUUGACA
Molecule: messenger RNA, 2448 nt
Organism: Papaver somniferum (opium poppy)
Lineage: Eukaryota; Viridiplantae; Streptophyta; Magnoliopsida; Ranunculales; Papaveraceae
Product: low-temperature-induced 65 kDa protein-like
Exons: 4
Coding region: 86-2215 (709 amino acids)
Biological process (GO): response to stress; response to abscisic acid
Source: RefSeq, a predicted model, not a curated record